UCUCGUAUGAAUUGAUAUUACAAGAUAAUUAUAAUUAUAAUAAAUUCGCACCAUUGAAGCCAUUAGACAGAAUAAUAUAAUAUUUUGCUGCUUAAUUUCAAUUUCAUAAAUGGCAGACGAUGAAGACGAAGGAGGCUUCGGUGGUUUGUAUGAGGAUGGGCAUUGGGCGUGGGACGAGUCCGCCAGAGGUUUGGUUUUCGUUAGUGAUUUGCCCCCGAAACCAGUUGAAGCAAUACAAAUAUUAGCAAAGGCACCCACUGGGACUGUUGAGUUUAGAGACGAUGUAGAUUUGAUAGAACAGAUCCGCUUUCGACGGCGUUACCAAAGAAAAGUCAAGGCUGGACAAGCUGAAGUUAUUACUUGCCAGGACGUGAAAGAUAUUGCAUUAUACACGGCCCCCGUGCACAUAAUGAGCCCGAUGCUCAUAAAUAUGCUACACCUUCCAACAACCGAACGAUUUAUAAGAGCGCUGAUAUUGUAUACGGAGUACUAUUUGCAGAUAGCGGACGAGAUGGCGAAUCGUAUAAUAGAAUUGGAGACAAAGGUGCGGACCCCCGACUGCGAGAUACUUGAAAAUGAAUAUCGGGAUAAUUUAGCUGAUUUACGACUUUUGGUGGCGAAAGAAUACUGCACGAUGCUUAUUGGUGGCAGCGAUACUAGGAAGUUCCACCACAUGGGACCUCAGAAGAAGCGGCGAUCUUUGUCAGACAAAGACGCGAGGCUGUUCGAAACUUUGCUCCGAAUGUGUGUUCAGAUUGUUUGGCUCGCAUUAGGGCGCAAGUCCUUCAAUCAAAUAGAGUUGGAAUUGAAUCGUAUAUUCAAGUCGGAGAUAUUCAACGCUGUGGAGCACAACCUACAGACGGGAUACAUCAGUAAGAUGUCGAAGGAAGAGCGUGCAGUAUUACUGGGUCACUGCCUUCGCCACGACAAGAAGUUGAACACACGAUCUCCUCUAAUGAACGAGGUUUUCUGUCACAGAGAGAUCGACUAUCGCAUGAUGGGCCUUGGAGUUAUAAAGACGCAUCAGAUGUCGCCUCGUCUUCACUACAUGCUUCAAGCAGUGGCUGGACCUGAAGAAAAGUUGCUAGAGCUGGGGGUAACCGUGGGCAUACUGGGCAUGCCGCGCACCGCUUUCGAUACUAUGCUGAAACCUUUGCCGACUGCUGGGGAAGGAAAGUCAAAAGCUUCUAUGUCUUCAGCAAGCGGGUACAGUUCCAAAAGUACUGGUUCGAUGAGGAAAAGUACAAUUGCAGCCCAGAAGCUAUAUCCUGAUGUGGUGUUACCAAGAAAGGAAACCCGAGGGAUACUUUUUCCUUCUUCGUUCCCUGAUGAGCCCGAGGAGAUUCGGCCCUGCAGUGAGAUGCAGCGUCGCAGAUGGCAGACCAGGCUUAUGAAGCUACUCCAUCCUCAUGGGCGUUGAAGAAAAUCCAGGU
Molecule: messenger RNA, 1433 nt
Organism: Ostrinia nubilalis (European corn borer)
Lineage: Eukaryota; Metazoa; Arthropoda; Insecta; Lepidoptera; Crambidae
Product: protein phosphatase 1 regulatory subunit 36-like
Exons: 10
Coding region: 110-1420 (436 amino acids)
Biological process (GO): negative regulation of phosphatase activity
Molecular function (GO): phosphatase binding
Source: RefSeq, a predicted model, not a curated record